AUGGAAACAGAGCUGCAAUCGCUAACGAUGCAAUUGUUAGGAACUGGUUUUGUCUUCAACCCAACUCGGCAGGAGCUCGUCCUCUACCUCCAGAGAAAGAUCGACGGACUUUCUGUCCUCCCGUCUUUUAUCCCAGGUAUCUUUUACGAUUGCGAUGAUUUCUACGGUAACAAGAACGGAUUUAACGAACCAUGGAACUUGUUCAAUGCCAAGGAUAAUGAAACUGGACAGUAUUUCUAUGUAUUUACACGUUUGAAGAGAGUGAGCGAUAGUUCUAAAAGGAUUAAUCGGAGAGCAGGGUCGGGGAGUUGGAAUUGCAGAACGAAAUCUACAGAUGUUAAGGGUUUUGACGGGAAAAUUAUUGGGUUUGAUAAGUAUUAUAGUUUUGAUGUUAAAGGAGGCGGUGUUGAAGGCUGUAAAAGAUCGAAAACCGAGCAUGGAAGGUGGACGAUGCACGAGUUUUCUCUGACUGAUAGACAAUCUCCUGGUGAUCAUGUAAUUUGUGUCAUUGGUUGUGAUACCAUGAUAUCAAUCUCUGAUGAACGUAAAUCGUCGGUGACCUUUGCCAAACACUUUGAGAAAGAUCAAUGCAAUGGGUCGGAUUCUUUGGAAAUCUUGAAGAAAUCUGAGAAGAGGAAAUUAAUGGAGAGUGAAGAUGAUGAACUACAGACUUCAAGAAAGCCGCGAACAUACGUCUCUUCUUCGCUUGAUGAUCCAUCUGGUUUUCCCGAUCAAUUAUCAUCUAUUCCGGACGACAUUAGUGUGGUGGAGAGUUUACAGAAUGUUUUUCAAGAGCCAGAAAUUCCCGGCCUCCCUUUGUCAGUUGACUGCAUUGAUCCCACUGUACUGCCAUUUUCAAUAUCAGCAGCAGAAGAAAUCGAGCAGCAGAUUGAUCCAUUCUACACGGAGACACACCCAUUGUUCUCUGAAAACUUUUUCGUGGAUCAAUUAUCAUCUAUUCCAGAUGACAUUGGUGUCAUGGAGAGUUCACUGACUGUUGUUGAAGAGCCAGAAAUUCUCCUCCCUUUGUAUGACUCAUUGGGUGCUUAUCAUUGCACAACUGUACAGCCCUUGUCAGUAUCAGCAGUAGAUUCUAUGGUGGCAGAGGAGAGGCAGUGCCAGUGGAAAGAGGCCAUGGACGAGGUUGAGAAAUCGGCAGCAGUGCAACCCUUUUCAGUAUCAGCAGUAGAUUCUAUGAUGGCCGAGGAGAGGCAAUGCCAGUUGAAGGACGCGAUGGACAAGGCUGAGGAAUCGGCAGCAGUACAUCCCUUUUCAGUAUCAACAGUAGAUUCUAUGGUGGAGGCUGAGAAAAUGGCAACAGUACAACCCUUUUCAGUACCGACAGUAGAUUAUAUGGUAGCAGAGGAGAGGCAGUUCCAGUUGAAUGAGGCCAUGGACGAGGCUGAGAAAUCGGCAGCAGAAACUGGCAUUACUAUGGAGGAGCAUUGGCAAUUGCACUGUUUGCUCUGUGAUUUUUAA
Messenger RNA from Tripterygium wilfordii, 1479 nucleotides. RefSeq lists its product as uncharacterized. NCBI's taxonomy places the organism in Eukaryota, Viridiplantae, Streptophyta, Magnoliopsida, Celastrales, Celastraceae. Gene Ontology annotation, biological process: regulation of DNA-templated transcription. The record is from RefSeq and is a predicted model, not a curated record. Bases 1 to 1479 code for a protein of 492 amino acids. Gene Ontology annotation, molecular function: DNA binding. The transcript has a single exon.